CGCGCCGGCUAUGCCUUAUCCUUUUACCCCACAUCCACAUUAUGUCCAAUCUAUAUCUCCGUCUCAUCUCACUGCAAUCUCUUGCAUUUCUCACUUUCUCUUUUGCACACUCUCUCGCCCUUCUUCUCAUACGCUAACGCGUUCUCACGCUCCCUCUCGCGGAACCCUACCUACGAUCGUUACACCGCUGAGCUUUCGCUCACCAGUUCCGCGCCUCUUGCUACUCCAAGCUCAUCUCCGACACUCCACGCCCCUUCACAUGUCGCUUACCUCCCUCCCCCUGCCAUCGUUUGCUGAGGUCUACACCGCCUCGGCCGACACUGUCCUUUCCGCAGCCCGCUCUGCAACGGAAUGGCCGUUUGGCUGGCUCAACACACUCCACCGGAACAUCAUCGCCAACGCCGUGGGCUUCACGCCCCUGCGUGUCGCCCGGUACCUCGCCCCCAUCGCGCUCCUGUAUGCCCAGUGCUACCUCCUCUUCGAACCUGGAACGCGGUACACGCGCGUCGCGCUCGGCGCCGCCUGCCUCAUCGGCAUGUGGUCCGCCUGGACGAGCACGCGCUUCACGAACCCGUGGUUCAACGCGUGGAACCACGUCGUGACCAUGCCCUACCUCCAGUUCAUGUUCAAGACGAUCGAGUUUGCAUGCCUCAAGGGCCCAAUCCGCGACCCCUGCAGCCCGCGGCGCAGCCGUGCUGCGUGGGACCUGCUCGUUAACAGCCGCAUGAUUGGUCUCGGCAACGUCGGCCUCGACGUCAGCCCGGGUGUCUCGAAUGCCAAAGUGCCGCCCGACUACGUUGAGCGCCACCUGCAGAACUGCCUGGGUCCGCGCCCCUCUUCGCGCGCCGGCAGCGUCGCGAGGCAUGCGGCAUACGCUGCCGCCCUGUAUGUCGGGAUGGAUGCGUGCUUCUCGUUUAUGCGCCGUGCCGACCCCGUUUUCCAGCAGCCGUAUGGCGGCAGCAACGUCCUCGACACCUUCAUCUACGGCAACCGCUUCAUCGCGCUUCCCGGCCUGCUCGAUGUGCCUGUGCCCAACUAUGUCGUCAAGAUCAUCAUUCAGCUCGCGAUCCUCGUGGUCAUCUGGAUGGCGUUCGAGGGGCUGUACCAGCUGUUUGCGGCCGUGCAUGUCGCCCUCGGUGCGCCCGUCAAGGCGUGGGAUCCCAACAUUUUCGGCGCGCCCUGGAAGUCGGACUCGCUUAUCGACCUCUGGGGCAAGCGCUGGCACCAAACCUUCCGCCACAUGUUCAUCGUCACCGCGACGGUCGUGCUCCGCGCCCUUGGCAUGCCCGUCAACGGCCGCAGCCUCUUUUUCAUGACGUUCUUCUUCAGCGGCCUCCUUCACACCCUCUCCGAGAUGUGCAUGGACCCCGUCGGGUCGCCGGGGAGACUCGUUCUCUUCUUCAUGCUCGCUGGCGCCGGGUGUGCCGCCGAGCAGAGCUUCAAGAGCAUCACGGGGCGCAAAGUGCGGGGCACUUGGGGCCGCAUCUUUGGAUGGGGAUAUAUGACGGCUAUCGCUCCUGUCAUUUCUGUGCCAUGGCUCAACUCGGGCUACGGCGGCAACCGCGUCCUCCCUGCCGGAGGGCCGGGCGACUACAUCGCCGCGAUGUUCCUUGAGUACGGCCUCAAGAUCCAGAAGGCCUAAGAAGUUUCCUGUGGAGCUUGAAGGCCUUGUGUAUAAUUGUAGAAUAGCAUUUAAUCAUCACAUGUAGACCAGAGUAUUCGUUUUCCAUCACGUUGAAAGUGAUUGCAUCGUUAGCAUACGAGCGUGAGCGGCG
Messenger RNA from Cutaneotrichosporon oleaginosum, 1775 nucleotides. RefSeq lists its product as uncharacterized. The record is from RefSeq and is a predicted model, not a curated record. NCBI's taxonomy places the organism in Eukaryota, Fungi, Basidiomycota, Tremellomycetes, Trichosporonales, Trichosporonaceae. Gene Ontology annotation, biological process: lipid metabolic process.